This is a messenger RNA of Rhipicephalus sanguineus (brown dog tick), 15220 nucleotides long. RefSeq names its product multiple epidermal growth factor-like domains protein 8 (gene Megf8). Lineage: Eukaryota; Metazoa; Arthropoda; Arachnida; Ixodida; Ixodidae. Bases 533 to 9004 code for a protein of 2823 amino acids. The record is from RefSeq and is a predicted model, not a curated record. The transcript is spliced from 34 exons. Gene Ontology annotation, molecular function: calcium ion binding; protein binding.
UAGUUCACUUUUUUUGCUCCGUGGGUGUCCGUGUUUUGUAGGAAGCUCUACCAUGGCUCUACACUGACAUUAGCUUUGUUGUUCCAAGUUGUGCCGAGCCGCUCCGUUUGCGUGCCGUGUGACAAGAAAAGGGCUCAAGCUCGUGCGGCUCGUGCGUGCGCGCAUCAGCAGUGGUGAUCGCCAAGUGAUCGCGUCUGUCGCGCGCUCUAAAGUGGGCACCUUCGGCGGAUGCCUCUUUUUCUGUCAGCUGUGCUGCACCGGAACACUGUGACCUUGCACAGCGCUCAACGAUCAGAAAGCUCCCGUUAUGCUGUUUUUCGGCGAUUGUGAUUCCCACUGAUUUGCACUGCAAGUGCUGAAAGCUGCUCAACGCCACAGCAGGGCGUCCCAAUAUGGGUCGUUGUCAUCUGGUGUGGCAGUCUUUUGAUGGGGGAAGUGAACAAGGAGCUGCGUGGCCUCGGUUGGAGCAACCAUGCGGCUACUGCCGAUCUGAGCCGGGCGCAGCCGUCUGGUGGCCAAAAUGAGCUAGACCAUGGCCAUCUGGCUGCUGCUGCCCAGCGGGGCCGGGUCACUGCUGGUGCCACUGCUGCUGGUAUGUUGCUUGCCGGGCCCAGUGGUCGCCAAGCCAUCGGACACCUGCAACCGCCAUCGCAAGAUCCUCACUGCUCCCUGGGGAAUCAUCACUGAUGGCAAUGACAGCUACCGUAAUGACUCGCACUGCGAGUGGCUCAUUAGAGCUAACUCCAGCAAGCUCUACAUCACAUUGCGUUUUCACGAAAUGGCUACGGAAUGUGCCUAUGAUCACGUGUUUGUCUAUGAUGGUGGCUCGUAUACCAGCCCACUGUUGGGAACCUUCAGUGGCGAGUCCAUUCCACCACCUGUGACAGCAACAUCCGGCUCGAUGCUGAUUCUUCUCUACAGUGACACAAACUAUGUCCUCAAGGGUUUUGUGGCUGAGUACUCCAUCACGCAGUGUCCAUCCAACUGCAGUGGCCAUGGCAGUUGUGGUCGUGACUCAUGUGUAUGUGACCUUGCAUGGGCAGGCCCUGACUGUGGUACACCUGUCUGCCCUAGCUCCUGCCACGCUGAACAAGGCCAGGGCAACUGCAGCUUUCCUUGUGCCACAACAAGCUCGCCAGGAUUAGCCGAGACUCCACACUGCUGCCGCUGCUCCCAUGGUUUUGCUGGGAUCUCUUGCAGCUUGCCUGAAAACCCAAAUGACUCUGCUGCUGGUUGGCACCUUCUCUCGAGGGGCAGUGUCCCAUUUGUUGCCCGUGCAGGACACGCGGGUGUCUAUUUGCCUUUCACGGAUCAGCUCUUUGUAUUUGGGGGCCGGGCGUUUGGGCAUGUGCUGGGGGACUUUCUCGUGUACAACUUCAACGAAAGCACGUGGCAUGAUCUGACUGUUGUGAAGCCGCGACCUGCAGCCCGCUGGGGCCACGCCAUGGCUCCUUAUGCCCACACCAUUGCUCUUCAUGGUGGUGAGCUUGCAAAUGGGAGCCUUUCAUCUGAGUUGUGGCUCUAUAAUGUUGCCAAAAGGGAGUGGACACUUGAGUUGCCUUCGCCUGCUGGUCACUACCCACCUGCUGUUGCACUGCACACGUUGACUCCUGGUGAUGGCAAUCACCUGUAUGUCUUUGGUGGCAGGACAUCUGGGGGUGUGUUCUCUGAUGCACUUUAUCGAGUGAAUCCACGAAAUGGUACCCAGUGGGAGCGGGUGAGUUAUGUAGGUUCUGUGCCUCCUUCAGUUGGCCAUGCUGCAGUGUUUCAUACGGAGUCACGAUCUCUGCUCGUGCACGGUGGUGUGGUGGUGGACUAUGCACGCUUCAGCAAGCUGAGCUCGGCAUUGUGGGCAUUUCAUGUGGAUGCCAACCGAUGGACACGCCUUGAACGAACCCCUCUUGGUGGUGAGGCACCUACAGAGCGGGCAUUCCAUGCAGCAGCCCUUGUAGGUGGCUACAUGGUCCUCUUUGGGGGUUAUAUGCACAAGCAUUCGUUUGUGGAAAAAUGCUUCGACGAUGGCAUCUACUUGUACCACUUACGCUGCCACAAGUGGGUCUCAUUCAAGCUCGUUGCAGGGGACCUGCUGGGUCAUGGCCACAGUGAUCGGUGUCCUGGUGUGUACUCUCAUGUGAUGGCUCUUCGUCGUGGUCACACUCUCCUGGUAUUGGGAGGCUACAGAGGUGUCAUGUCCUCUGACCUCUGGGCUUUUCUGCUGCCAACAACCAUCACACAUGCUUACUCAGAUUCAGCCUCCGGAGCCUGCAUUCGCCAUAGAUUUGAGACGGCCUGCCAGGCCAACCCUGCUUGUGCUUGGUGUGGCGGCUCUGGUGUCUGUCUGGACCGAAGAAAAGUCAAGGAUUGUCGAUCUGGUAACUUUCGGCCGGGUAGCUGCCCUGGCUUAUGUGCUGCCCUGGGUGAUUGUCAGAGCUGUAUGAUCUGGGGUGGUCAUACCAGUAUGCCUGUGGGAAGCAAUGAUCUCCGGGGUUUCUCUGCCAAGGCUUCUUUCCCACAAGCCUGUGGGUGGUGUGUUCAAGCAUCAGCCUGCCAUCCUCUUCAUGAGCCUCCUGGGGUAUGCCGCCCUCCCCUUGAUGGUCACCUCUCAGCAGAGCAAGCGGGCUUUUGGGGUCCACAUGGCCGAAUCCUGGCCUCUUUACAUGAAUGCCGUACACUUGACUUUCGACCAGGUCUCUUUCUCCUUCUGUAUAGGAAUCCAGUUAACCUUUCCCAGCCAGAUCAGGUGUCAUAUGUGAGCAACAGUAGCCAGCACUUGAUAUUCACCUCCGAGUACCAAGAUGAACAGGAAGGAGGAGGAGAGCAUGUGGCACGCCUACUGGGCUUCCUACACCCUCGGGGAGCCCAGCCCUCGUCAGGGGAACCACUGCGCCUUUUCCUCGACAUCAGUGGAGGACGCGCUGCUCUACGCUUAGGCCAAGCUGGAAGCACCCGCCUCGAAGACACCGAACUGGUGGCGCAGCUGAGUGCACACAGCUACAAUCGAACAGAGGCAAAACGCCCAAGUGGUCAGCCGCUCCUGCCAUCAUCAACAGCAGCACAGGAGCUGCGUUAUCUUCUUGACCUUUCUCUGCACGCACCAGCCAAGUACUGCACCAAACAAUGUGAGCGCACUUUAGAUCUGCGAUGGAAUGCUCUCGCCUCUCAUCAGGUCAUCUCAAGCAAGCAUCUGGAACCAUAUCAUAAUGGAACCCAGUGCCCUUCACGUGGCACCUGCCUGGCAUGCCUGAGUGAUGCAGGCUGUGGCUGGUGCCCAUCAGCUUCGACUUGCAUUUCUCGACAGCCAGCCUUGCUCCCUACAACCAAAGGAGCAGCACCAUGUGCCCCGGGGAGCACACAGCUCUUGGUUUUGGAGCCACAGCACUGCCCCACCUGCUCAUUGUUCAUAUAUUGCCAUGACUGUGUCCAGGAACGAUUCUGCGAGUGGAUUGUUGAAGGAGCCUUUUGUGUACGUCGGGGCCGCCACAGUUCUGCUGUUAGGCAUCCAGAUCAGUGUCCAACUCCAUGUCACCUGCGAAGGGGGUGCACAUCAUGCCUGGGGGACCCUGGACGGUGUGCAUGGUGUCGAGAGACGCAGAGCUGCUUUCUCUUCUCUACGUACACUACUUCAUUCAUGUAUGGUGGCUGUCGUGAGUGGGUUGAUGAAGACCAUGGAAGCCCCAAAGGAGCAACUUUCCCAGGAGCACAGUGUCCAAAUUGCUCAGCAUUUAAAGAAUGUGCUAGCUGUCUACAGAAGCUGGGCUGCGGUUGGUGUGGCAAUGACUACAACCCAAACAACGGGGUUUGUGUGGAGGGAGAUUUCUCUGGACCUUACCUGGGCACCUGCUCAGAGCGUGUACGCAAGCAGUUCCCUUCACUGGGGGGUCCCCGAGAAGCGUCGUGGUCUUACGCCCAGUGCCCCAACGUGAACGAGUGCAAGCUCAAGCUGGCACGCUGCCAUCCAGAUGCAACAUGUUAUGACACUGCCCACAGCUAUCGAUGUCAGUGUAACAGAGGCUUCAAAGGCGAUGGCACCAUAGCAUGUGUUAAAACGUGUGCUGAGCAUUGUGCUCAUGGUCACUGUUCGGAGGCCCCUGAUUUCCAGUGCAUCUGCCAUUUGGGCUGGACAGGGCCACGUUGUGAUGUUGACUGUGGCUGCCACAACCACAGCAGCUGUGAGCGGGGAGUGGGGCUUUGUGAUCAGUGCCACAACCUCACUGAGGGAGACCACUGCCACCUGUGCAGGAAAGGGAGCUUUGGGAAUGCUACCAGUCCUUUUGGUUGCCGAAAGUGUGCCUGCAAUGAACACGGUGAUUCCACGCGAGGCAUGUGCGACUCAAGCACAGGGAACUGCUACUGCCUACACAACACCCAUGGGAAACAUUGCGAGUCUUGCCAGCCAGGAUACUUUGGUGAUCCUAGGAAUGGAGGCCGCUGCUUCAUAGACUGCAGUCCCAAGCGUGUUGUGUACGUGGAGCCAGAUGGAGGUGGACUGGGUGUGCCAGAAAUGGAAGGUCCAGUGGAGGCCCAUCACUGUCUCUGGAUACUCACCAGCACUCUAGUCAACAGGAGCAACACUCUCUCCAUGCAACCAGGAGCUACCUUGGAGUUAACACUGCUUCCAAGCCUGAGGGUUCCAUGCCCUGAAAAUCAUAUCUAUGUGUACUCGGGGGUUCCGCCUUUUGUGCUUUCUGCUGUGCGCGGCAGUGACGAAAGUGUGCUGCUAGGAGCAUUUUGUGGUACCAACCUGACAGCUCCCAUCACACUGGUGUCACCAACGGGAUGGCUUUCUGUGUACUUUCGGCGUGGACGACUGCCACAAGGGUUCAGUGCUAGUUUCCGUCGCCUGGACUGCCCCAAUGCAUGCAUGUUUAAGCCACAGCGCCACUGCAGCCGCAAUGGAGAAUGCGUGUGUGGCCGCGGCUAUGUCGGCAGUCACUGCCAGGUUGCCAGCUGCCCCAACGAGUGCUCAGCAAGCCAGCACCAUGGAAUCUGCGAAAAGGGAUACCAGCUUUGCAGCUGUGGAGACAAGUAUGGGGGCGCUGACUGCGGCCAUACUCUGGUGCCAGGGCAAGUGUCAUGGAGCCUCCUUUUCGAACUGGAACGACUCACUGGGCAGGUUCAAGGAGGCAGUGGAGGAGGCACCACCGAGCUGCCCCAUUCUCGCCUGGGCCACUCACUCCUCUCUCUUGAGCCCAACCAACUGUGGCUCUUUGGUGGCAUGGACCCUGCGCGGGGUGACAGUGAUGAGCUGUACGUUUACGACCUCGAUUUUGAUCGUUGGAAAAAGCUUAAUGUGUCACGUGACUUGGGCCAAGCUCCGACAGCUCGUCGUUUCCAUGGAGCUGCCAUGGUGGCUGGCAGCAUGUACAUAUUCGGUGGGCUGAAUGCCACUGGUGUACUGGGUGACUUCUGGAAAUUUGCAACAGACUUCUACACAUGGACUCGUGUUCCUACAACUCCAGAUGUGCCAGCCUUAGCUGGCCUGACACUGACCAAUGUGGACAACCAGCAGCUGGUGCUCAUUGGAGGGUUUUCUCCUGAGUAUGGGUUUCAGGACAAGACACUUGCCUACAGCAUUGAUGCCAUGGACUGGCGAGUCCUCAAUACUACAGGCACUGUCCCCAUUGGUGUGUAUGGACAUACCAGCAACUACCAUCGACCAACGCAGAGCAUCUAUGUGUUUGGAGGCAUUGUGUACUCAGUAGAUCGGCCGCUGGUGUCAGACCACCUGUACGUGCUGCACAUGCCAAGCCGCCGCUGGUCUCGCCUGCCACCUGAUGACCGUGCUAACCCAGCAUACUCUAGGGUAUCCCCUCGCUACUUCCAUGCUUCAGCCUCAACCGAAAACUCUUUGCUUAUCCUGGGUGGCCGCAAUGGUUCUGGAGAGGCAAUCUUGGAGCCAUUUGCCUAUGACUUCAGUUGCAACCACUGGAUUCCACUUGAUGGGGCAUAUGUGCAGUUAGUUGGUGAGCAGCCAGCAGCUCUAGUAGGUGCCUCAGCAACCCUUCUCCAAGGCAAACUGUAUAUACUGGGCGGGACAUCAGUACGGCUGCAGCGCGUGACCCUUCCCCGGGAUUUGUGUGCCCUCUUCUCGCAUAGCAGACUUGGAUGUCUGCGCUCUGUUGGCUGUUCAUACUGUGCUGUUCAAGAUGCCCAUGGGGUCAUCACACACUGCUACUCUAGCGCCAGGGCAGUUCCACCAAGCUGUAUCCAUCAUCGAGGAGGAACGCUGGAGGUGGCUCAAGGCAAAGUCUGUGAUGCAGAUUGGCUUGGGAACCGCACCUGUUACCAGUACAACAAUUGUGAGGAUUGUUUGGCCUCAUGGCCAGCACAUCCCAGCGUACAACAUACAUGCAACUGGUGCUUAGGUUGUCGUAAGGGACGCUGCUUCAGGGCAGAGGAGUCGUCAUGUGAGAAGCCCAUUGGCUGUGAUGGGAUCAGACACCCACUUGUUUCAGAACCUGCUCAGUGUCCACUUCGUUCUUGCCUUGCCUCAGAGUGUGAGAAAUGCCGAGACCUUGGGUCUUGCAUGUGGACUCGACAAGUGGUUCGUUCAAGUGAACUUGGCCACACUGUAAACGUUCGUCCAAUCUUUGACUGGACCUGUGUGGGGAAAACUCUGAAAGAUGCAUCGAGUUUCCCCGUGGAGUCAAACCCUCCGCGGCCCUGCCCCAAGCGCUGCAGCCAGCACACGUCUUGUGCCGAUUGCCUUGCCAGUGCAGGAGGUGAAGGUGGCUGGCACGAGUGCCGCUGGAGCUCUGCCUUGUCUGAAUGUAUGACCCCCAGCUACGUGGGCCUGCGAUGUGAAGGAGGGCCUUGUGGACAGGUUCUCAGUGGAUCUGUCGAAGCAUGUGGAGUGCCCUGCCAUGUUCAUGGCCAAGCAGCCCAUUGCCUGCGUGACCCACGGUGUGGCUGGUGUGGUCUGCGUGCCCCAGGUGCCAAUGGAAGGGGCCUCUGCAUGCGUGGAGGACACAGGGGGCCCACAGGUGGUUCUUGUGGGCCAGCCUCUGUCUUCUUGCAUGGUCAUCCUUUGCCUGCCAAUGUGUCCCACUGGCUUCAAACACUCGGGAGUGAAGUGAACUGGUACUACUUCGUGCGGCCUCCUGAGAAUGAGUGCACCAAUGGACACCACACCUGUGAUGCUGAGAGGGAGGGAUGUGUCGACACGCCCGAUGGCUUUGAGUGCAUCUGCAAGCAAGGUUAUGCCAUCAGCAGCAGCAGCAACAGCAGCAGCGCCGGGACUGGUGGUACUAGUGCUGGAAGCCCGAUGUGUGAACCUGUCUGUCCUGAAGGAUGUGAUCAGGGCCAGUGUGUGCGACCAAAUGAGUGCAAGUGCAACUUUGGUUACGUUGGCCGCAACUGCUCCAUACUCUGCCACUGCAAUGGUCACAGCGACUGUGCCGGCCCUGACCACCUGGAUGUUUGCACAAAGUGCCACAACCACACUAAGGGCCCCCAGUGUAGCCACUGUGAGCCUUUCUACGUGGGUAACCCCGCCAAGGGAGGCCGCUGUGUACCAUGCCUUGAGUACUGCAACCAGCAUACAAAUAUCUGUGUCGAGGCAGGACAGUUGGAUUUCAAUGAAUCUGCUGGCAGCCUUUCACCCGCUGAAUUUCUGGAGUCUUUCAAGCAGAUUGAGCAUGGUCCACUGGAGUUAGCCGUAUGUCGUUUCUGCCAGAACAACACGAUGGGUACUCAGUGCGAGGAAUGUGUUGAAGGCUACUUUGUUGUUGGCAAGGACAUUGCUCGUGGCUGUCGACCGUGCGAGUGCCAUGGCCAUGGUGACGUCUGUGACCGGCGUACAGGUGAAAACUGCAACUGCAAGAACAACACAGAAAACGACCGCCAGUGUAGCCAGAAGAGUGGCAAGAACAGUGCUGGAACACCUUGCUGGAACCUCCAGUGCUCCAAGUGCAAGGAGAAUUUUCAGGGUGUUCCUACCAAUGGGCACCAAUGCUAUCGUCACAUGCGUCUCGAGCAGGACUACUGUUUGGACCCAGAGACACAGGAGUGCAGUCCUGAUCCAAACCUGCUUCCUCAGGGCCGCACCAUGUUCUUCGUUGUUCAGCCUCGCUACAUGAAUGUGGACAUUCGCGUCAUCAUGGACAUCACCUCAGGUGCAGCUGAUUUGUAUCUAUCAGCUAAAGAAGACACUUUUGUCGUUGAAGUCAACCGCACAACUGGUACACAUGUAGUAUCAGUUGAUCGGAAGUACGGUGUGGGCUUAACUGGAGACUUGACUGCAAACACAGCAUUUCCAGCUGCAGCUUCACUUCGUAAUGCUACCGACACUCCUUGGCUUCUGCGACCUCGCCAUGCCACACCUGCAGGACUAGCCACCUACGUCACUGUGAGGGACCCGCGUGAAUUCCUGUUGGUUCGCAAUCUUCGACAUCGUCUUGUUGUAACUGUGCCUCAGAAUGUGUAUGACCUACGAACCACGCGGUUCUACCUCGUUAUCUCAGGCGCCAGUGAAGUGCCCACACGUGGAAGCCUUUUCUUCCGUCAGGACCAGACACGCAUCGAUCUCUUUGUCUUCUUUUCUGUCUUCUUUUCCUGCUUCUUUCUGUUCCUGGCAGCCUGUGUUGUGGUGUGGAAGGUGAAGCGUGCUUUUGACAUCCGCCAAGCUCGCCGUUUGCAUGCUGCACAAAUGGAGCACAUGGCACGGCGGCCAUUUGCGAAGGUGUGCCUGUCCAUUUUGGAUGAAGAGGAGAGUGGUGAAAGCAUUCGGUCACCAUUACGUAAGAAACCUCAACGUCGCGCCCUCAGGGAUUCACCUAAGGGUGUACCAGCACCUUGUGGAUCAGUGCGGCCAGUUGCUGUGGAACCCACAGGUGAUGGUGCAGCUGCAGUGACUACAUUAUUGGUGCAACUUCCCGGAGGGCUGAGUGCUCCAGUGCGGCUUGCGCUUGCCUCAGCAUUAGUGGCUGUGCGUUCUGGUGGCGGGGGUGCAGCAGGUGGCAUCCGAGCUGCCAUGAGACGAAGAACAAGCCACAUAAACUUGUGAUAUUGGACAUACUGUAAUGUUCUUUAUUAUUGAAAUCUUAUGCACUGAACUCAUCUGGCUGGAUAGUAGUGGUGCAGUGAGUGCAGGCCAUGUUGCAGCCAGAACUUUGAAUCCAGCCCGAGUGCAUGCCAUGGCCCUUUCUUAUACCUGCUUUGUCUUUGAGAAGACUGUUAAGAGAAUUUUUGUAGAGAAUGGUGUUUAAAAAGAUGACCUUAGAUUUUUUGCAACACUUUUGGGCUUAGACUGCCCAAAAGUAAUUACCUGCAGUAGGUAAUUUCAGUGCUUUAUAUUCACCCCAACUGCAGGAUGGAGUCUUAGAAUAGCACUGCGCUACCAACUGCGCACUUACGAGGCAACCACUCAACAUUUGCAAUGUUUCUGUUCACCAAAUACAGAGGCAUAAUCUUUUAUUUGCCUCACUCUAUGAACCUGACUAGGCAUAGCCCCAAAUCUUAAAUUUUAGUCAGUUCACCAAUGACGCAAAAAGUCACAAUAGCAGUGCCUCAGCUGCAAUAUUGUGCUGUGACCUCGAGUAUGAGAAGUCAGGUGCUCAUCUUCUUCGCCAUAUCUUAGUUAAGUCUUACAGUUGUUUCAUGCACAUUCAGGCCACAAUACACUUUAUAUAUUUACUCAUGUUUUCAUUUUCUUUGAUAUUUCCUCCUUUUACAGACGUAGUCUAAAUCUAAUUACAACAUAUCUCUCACCUGACACUGAAUGUUCAGCAGCUCCUCACUUUAUAAUUCCAGACUUCGCAAUAACUGACCUUUAUUGGACGUAUGUACUCGAUCUUCUGUGUAGUAGUUGUGUCUGUCGAAGGUUGAGAAAGCAAGCUUUGAUCUACUAAAGGUCUUAAAGGCCUUGGACUAGCCAUCAUUUUUUUACGGAGUCCAUGCAUGAGUAUUGAACUUUGCUCUGGCGUACUUUGUUUGGUGACACUUUUUUGUCUAAUGGUUGUCAGUAACCAAAACAUGUCAUCUGUUCUGAUUAUUUCAGAGGGAGGUUAAGUAUGACUGACUAGUGUUGCUUCAGAACGUAUUUGAGCAUGUGUUGCACUCUGUGUUCGGUGUCAAAAUUUUUGUCUCUAAUGUAGUAGACUGUUGACUCUCCUGCAGCCUUAUUCCAUUUAUUCUCUUUUUCAUAAUGAGGUAUCGACAUAUGCUUGACUAGCACAUGGAAAGCAAAUGGAGCUGUCGCCAAGCAUAGUUUUUUACUACCAUUGCGGUGAAGCUUUCUUCUUAGGCUUUUUUAUUUUCACUUUGAAGAUAGGCUUCCUUUUCCCUUAGUUACUGUAGCUCAAUAUUUCUGUCUGGUGUAUGAAAGCUGCUUCAAGGUAAACACGAAAUAACUGGUAUUUUUUUUACUGAAUCAUGAGUAAUGGCAUGUAGCACUAUUGGCCUAUACGGAGUAGACCAAUCUGAUGUUCCCAGUUUCAAGAAUCUAUUAUGUAAAUCCAGUGCGUCUUAAACAUAAAUUGGCAAUGGAUACCAAGAAAUCUUUACAAAUACCAGUGUCCUCCAUCCCAUACAUGAAUAAUGUAGCAUACAUCAAGCUGGUUAUCAAGCUCCUGAUGAAUUGUUUUGAACACUCAUUGUCAGCAUCUGUGAUAACUGCUAUACUAAUAUACGCAUGCCUUGCAUGCUAGGUUAUUGCACACAAAGUUGUAAGGGGGAGGCACAAAAUUAGUGUGAAUGUGUGGCACUGCUUCUUUCAUUCUGUUGGGAAAUGAGCUUUCCUGAGAUUGUGCUUACCAUUUCCAUAUUUUUUUUUUAUCCCAUACACAUACUUAAAGAGCUGCCCUAAAGGGUUCUAACGUGCUUCCUGCCAACUUGCUUAUAUGACAAUCAAGGACAGAGAAUGCUGCCUGCUGUUUUUAUUCUUCCACAUCGCAGGGCCAGUUUUGGUGGAUGCUAGUACGGGCAGCUCAGAUAAAGCCAACAGCAUUGAAUGCAAAUAUGAUAGGUCUUCAACGUGUGCUUUCGCAACAUAGGAGCACUCAUUGUGAUUAGUAUAGUAGCAUGCCAUUUGAAAUCAGGAACAUCAUUUUGGCUUACCUUACUGAUGCAGCAAUGUGCCACCUUUCCUGCCAUCUUGGUAGUGUUACAUUUGUGAUUACGUUAUUUUAUUCUCUUAGACAGCUUUUCUGGAUUUCGUUUUUAUUUGAUUUGAAAAGAGGAAAAAUUUCAGUCUUUAAUUUUGUGUGUUGACUGUGCUGUUAAGGUUCACUAAUGGAAAUUCUCUUUCUCUCUGUCGCUCUCAUUCUUUUCCUGAAAGAAACAAUGCUGUUUUUGUAAUUACAUCAAGAGGAAAAUGUCUAUGGCGAGCCGUCAGUGUCUGGGAGAAGACGACGAAGUUGCGCCUCAGCUGCUCUGCACAUUCAAGCUGAGCGCAAGAGAAGAAGAUUCCAGCAAGAGUGCGCGGAGCAACUGAGGCACAACUUCGUAGUCUUCUCCCAGACGCUGGCAGCUCGCCAUAGGGCUGUUUGUGACGUUACUCGGUGUCGUCGGAAGAGUGGCUCGACGCUUAGAAACCAGUUCCGAUUCAGACUGCCAGAACUCCGGCAGCUUGAGAGUAGCAACGACAGGGUUGGGUACCAUGGGAUUCGGCAUCACGUCGCUGUUUGGUGUGGUGUCCUUGGUCAGCUGGAAUGAACGGGGCUGAAGGUCUUUGCCAUGGCCACCCAAGAAACGGGGGUGGCUGUGAACACUGUAGGGUGUUGCCGUUCGACGUCCGGGUAACCACUUGUGGGAAGACGUGAGGCGUUUGCUUUCCCACAUAUUUUAUUUAUCAUUGCUCGGUCAUGGACGACCACAGACGCUGUCAUUCUUGCCGGAAUCUUGUUCUCCCACGCUCUGCUCGAACGUGCGGAGCAGCUAAGGCGCAACUUCAUCGUCUUCUCCCAGAUGCUGACGGCUCACCAUAUGUCUUCUUCUAUCUAUACAAUGCUUCUCAAGUCUGUUGCAACCUCUUGAUGUCCUUGACGUGUGACAUCACCAGUUGUCUCUUGUAAAAAUCGUUUUUUACUUGCACCUUUCAAGGCCCCAACACCCACCUGUAAUAGUCAUGUGGAGAUGACAUUGUUUACAGUCCAUACUAGUAUGAAAUGUAUGCAGUGCAUUAUGGCCUGGUGCAUAGCCCUCAGCGCUGGCUUAGGCUUUAUGAGACUCUUUCCUAGUAAUUUCCUGUGCAACAUAAAUGCUUAAUAAGACCAGAGUAAAGCUGAGUUUUUACAUUUUUGCCUGCCUUCUUGUUGUAUAUUUUACCUCUGAUGAUCAAGGUCAUUUUGGCAUGACGUACAGCUAGAGCAUGAAUUAAAGUCAUUUUUCUUCCCGAUUGCAUUUACCCCCAAGCCAAUGGAAAUAUGACCCCAUAUGUGGUCUGCUCAUAAGACUCAUGUGGUCUCGCAUGAACGCAUCGCAUAUAUGUUCUUUCACUAAGUGAAUUGUAAAUGCAGUUCCACCAAAUCACUGUGCUGUUUAUUGUUUAUUUUAUUUUAUUGUUUUUUUGCGCUGCUUUCAGAUGACAGGAAUGCAAUCCCUUUUUUUAUAGUAUUACUAUUGUUUUGUCCAUUUCCAUUUCUGUGCAAUUAACAUGGAAGACAGUUAAACCUGUAUGUUAUCUCAUUUCAGCUGGGUCAGUGCAAAUACUUUAGCUGCAAUGUAGAUAUUGUUUUCAUUGUUUGCUUGUUAUUCCAUUCAUUUUGUUCUUCCUUGUAACAUGCUGUGUAUGUGUGGUUUUUUUCUUCCUUUUUUUUAAGCUUGUGUCAUGGCUCAAAACAGCUACAGUUCCUAGUGCGAUGCUUUUUCCAGCACAUUUACAAUGUCAGAAUAGUUCUGGCCUUUGUUGUGACAAGGUCUCAUAUUAUUUUCUGUGUGUGUUGCUAUUUACAUUGCAGUGCCAAAAAACUCUGUACUUCAUGUAUGCUGUGUAGUGUUUUAAUGUUUCCUUUUAAGACUGUUACCUUUUGAUUGCUAAACGCAAACUGGGCAGAAUAACAAUAAUUUUACAAGAGUAGGAAGACACUGCUGUGGCAGAGCUUGCCUUUGUAUUCACAUCUGCUUCAACGUAAGCGAACAAUCAUAUUAAUCUCACUGCUGAUUGCGUGACAUAGAGCUGCAGUAGAACACGUGACAGGCAUGUAUUUACAGUUUACUGUGUCAUGUUAAUGCGAUGGUAGCACCCUUCUCUUGGCUGUGAGAGGCACAUCAUCUGAUUCUGAUACCGCUGUAGAAACUUCAGGCCAUUAUAUAUUGUAUAAUAUUUGUGUCAGAUUAUUUACACAUUUGUUUAUAACUGUUAACCUAAACAUCACGAAUCUGCAAAAAGAUCUGUCCGCAAGGUGGGGAUUGUAUUCCCAUGACCUAUACUUUCUACUGUAUGAAAAUAUAUGUAGAAGAAAACAAAAACACACACAAGGCAUCAACAGGAGUAUUUGAAGAGACAUUGCAUAUGUUUCAUCAUAGCUGCUCACUGAAAGUGUGUGCUUUUGUAUUUAAAAUUUGUUACACUGUAAGAAGACUGGAAAUCAAUUUACAGUUCAGAUGUUCUAAAUCUACUUAAAUGAUCUCAGAGUAUGUGCAACCUCAUUUUAAUGUAUGCUUUCCUUGAAAUACAUUGCAACAUAAGCUCCUUACUCUAAUGAAAUAUGGGAAUCUGUAGGUGCGCUUAGGAAUCGGAAAUGCUGUUGUAGCUCUGCAAAGGAUGUAAAGGUUUUAGCGUAUUACUUGGUGGAACUUGUUUAAACCUGAUAGCGUUAUGGGAUGGCUGAUACUAUUCAGGGAUCGGUACAAAGCUGUGCCUGAAGGACAUAUCAUUACUAUUUUAAUUCUCCUUAACUCGGAGACAAAUGAAUCAUUACAGCCAACAUAUAACCUGUAUGAAAAUUUUCAUCAUCGUCACUCAAGCUCAGACCCUGAAACAUGCAGUGACUCAAUACAAAAUAACUGAACAUUAAUUAACAGCAUCUUGUAUGCAUACUUGGGCCAUGUUUUAUCUUGGAGAAUCUGAUAUAAGACUUUCUAAGAAGCCUAAUAUUGAUGAUGUUACAAGGUCUGGUAUGUAUAGCCCUCAAAAUUGCAGACAUCUGUAGAAUUAGUUUACAUAUGGCACAGACAAAUUUUCUUUUUUUGCAAUAUCACCUCAUUGUUAUACCCUCCAGAAAUUUGGUGCAUAAGUGGCAAUGUAAGGGAGAAGAAUGUGUCAUAAAUUGCAAAUGUUUUAUUGCUUUUUGUGACGUCAUAUUUAGGGUGAGUUUUGUUCAUGCAGCAUAACUGAUGACAAUAUUUGUUUUUCUAAUGGGCAGAGGACUUGUGCUUGUUGUAAGUGUUGUCAUUUCACCUAUGAAAUGAUACUACACAACAAUAGUAGCAGAGCACCGAAUGUGUUCAGGAUUGUCGGAAACAACAUUUCAAUACCACUCUGAAAUAUCUAGUAAGAAAGCAAACCAUGUUCACAUACUUCCUCAAAUAGUGUACAGAAUAAAAAUUUUAUGCCUAUUAUUCUUAAAACAUCCAAUAAGUUUAAUUUCAGCAUGCCCUUACAUGUAACUUCUGUUUUACAAAUUUUAAAGUGGCCUAAUUAGGAAAUGUCACAGAGUCAUGUAUCAUCGGUAAAGUGCAAUUCAAACUAGGCAAACACUUUGUUGUAUUCUGGAAUCAGUGCGACCCUAUACAACUUUUCCUUCUCACAGUGCAUAUUUGAGCAGCUGCUCUGCAGUUUUAUGUUCUUUUGCAUUAUUUAAUUAUUGGCUCGCUGAGCAUUGGAAUAGAUUUUUCACGGAGUUCAACUGGGCAAUCUGCAUUCACACUGUAAGUGAUCGCAGUGCGCCAGCUUCAUUGUAAAAUAUGUGCCACUUGUACAUAUUACCUCUACCGUUUGCGCAUUUUGCUACACAAUACUCUCCGUCCUCGAAAUGACCCAUUACGAGGUAACGCUGAUAGGAAAUCAGCAGAUGAAAGAAACUGAAAUUUUUAGGACCAUUUAUGGCCAAAACGUAUGCAGCGUGCAGUGGUAGAUGAUCAAUUAUUUUCACAGCUUUUGUAUAAAUGUCACUUCUUGUUAGGUUGAUAAGGAAAAAUGUGGGUAAGCAUAAGGAAAAUAUAUUUUUUCCAGUUGCAUGAAUGCUGUUAGUGUGGCAGCAUCGUAGCAGCAGAAUGCAAUACGCAAGAAUCUCACAGUGAACAUUUGAAAGUAGAAGCAAUAAAGGAAGUUAAUAAACCU